CCUGGACUAAUACCGUUUAUUUGUCUUCUUGUGGGCAUCGCUUGCUAUCCAAGGAUGAGGAUCCCUUUUCUAUUUGUCACCAGAAGCUGUAAGGCUGUUCACAGACUGCAACAAAGCUCAUUUCUCUCUCCAGUUUCAGCUUUAUCGAGUCAUCAGAGGAUUGCUGUGUUGAGAAACACGAGCACCCAUUUCUGCAAAGAAGACAGGAGUUACUACAUUACCACUCCCAUCUUCUAUGUCAAUGCUUCUCCACAUUUAGGACACUUGUAUUCUGCUGUGAUUGCGGACUGCUUACACAGGUAUAAGCUACUUCAUGGCUUCAACUCAAAGUUUGCAACAGGCACAGAUGAACAUGGCUUGAAAAUCCAACAAGCUGCUGAAGCUGCAGGAAAAGAUACCCUGACUUUCUGCACUGAUGUGUCUGAGAGAUUCAGACAUCUCUUCAACAGCUGCAACAUAUCAUAUACAGACUACAUAAGAACCACUGAGCAUUCACACUGUCAGGCUGUAAAGCAUUUCUGGGCAGUACUUUGCAACAAAGGGCUCAUCUACAAGGGAAGUUAUGAAGGCUGGUACUCCACCCAAGAUGAAAGCUUCCUAACGCCGUCGCAGGUGGGCGAUGCUUGGGACUCAUCAGGGAAGGAGAUCAAAGUAUCCCUGGAGAGUGGCCACAAGGUGGAGUGGAUGAAAGAGGAGAACUACAUGUUCCGCCUGUCUGCGUUCCGGUUUCAGCUGCUUGACUGGCUCAGAGGAAAUCCCGGGGCCAUAAAGCCGGUGCGUUUCUACCAGGCUGUCCUCCAGUGGCUGCAGGAGGACCUUCCUGACCUGUCAGUCUCCCGCCAGAGAAGCCGCCUUCAGUGGGGCAUCCCAGUCCCGGGUGACGCGGAACAAACCAUCUAUGUGUGGCUAGAUGCUCUGGUGAACUACCUUACAGUAGCUGGCUAUCCAGAUAAACACAGCCAAUGGUGGAAUGUGGCCCACCACAUUGUCGGAAAGGACAUCUUAAAAUUUCACGCCAUCUACUGGCCAGCUUUUCUUCUAGGAGCUGGACUCCCGCUGCCACAGACAAUAUAUGUGCACUCUCACUGGACAGUAGGAGGAAAGAAGAUGUCUAAAAGUUUGGGUAAUGUGGUGGAUCCUCUUGAACGCUCACAGAUGUUCACAACUGAUGGUAUGAGGUACUUUCUUCUGCGUCAGGGUGUUCCAGACUCAGACUGUGAUUACACAGAUAACAAAGUUAUGAAGCUGCUCAAUGCAGAGCUCGCUGACUCUCUGGGUGGUCUGCUGAAUCGCUGCACAGCUCCAGCUCUUAACCCAGCUCAGGUCUACCCCUCUUUCUGCCGUCAGUGCUUGCCAAGUCAACAUGGAGGCCGGGCUGUGGUUGAAGACUACCAAAUGUUGGAUGCUGUGAAAAACCUCCCUGCUGUGGUGGAGCAGCACUAUGAAAGCAUGCAUGUAUACAAAGCUCUGGAGGCCAUCAGUGCCUGUGUGAGGCAGACCAAUGGGUUUGUUCAGCGCCAUGCACCUUGGAAGCUGGAUAGGAUGGACAGUAAAGACCAGCACUGGCUAGACACAAUCAUACAUGUCUCCCUUGAAUGCCUGAGGAUUUAUGGCACACUCCUCCAGCCAAUAGUGCCAGAGAUUUCUAACAAGUUGCUGUGCAGACUAGGGGUGCAACCAGACGAGAGGAGCUGGGCGGAUGUGAAUUUCCUGCCAAGGUAUCAAGGAAUGGACUGUCCCUUUGAAGGGAGAGCGCUAGGAUCGGACUCUGGAUUGCUUUUUAGUCGCUUGGAAAGUCAGAAUAUAGAUAAACAAAAACCUAAGAAAACAAAAAAGGCAGAACAUUUGAAAUGAGGAAGUUUUUGUUUUGUGUACAGAUUGUGCUUUACUGACAUCUUUUUCCUUCUGUUAGUUUUGCUGUAAACUGUCAGGGUAUUAACAGUGAUGUACUUUGCCUUAUAAAGUCAAGUCAAAAUGUCUGCAUAGAAAAAGGCCUAUUGCAGAAAGGUUGCAGUCAGUAAUGCCAUGCUAAAUUGAAACAGACUGAAAGUAUAAGUGUUAAAGUUGUUUGAUCACUACAGUAAUUAGUCUGAGGAAAAAAACGCCAGUCACAUCUCAACAGAAAAUGUAAACGUUACUCAAAACACAAGCAACUAAAAUUUAGCAUUAGGAGACUUUGACCAUGCCACUUGAAGCUGAUGUUUGGGAUUUAUUUUGCACCACAGCAGCCUUGUUUGGGGAUCAAAGGAUUUGCGCUAUUACUUGCUCAUUAAAGAUUUCAUUGACAGUUUUUAAAAUACAGUAUACAGGCAGCCAACACAAGUACAAGACAUAAAAACUGACAUGAUUUUUUAAUGAGAAAUACACGAAACUGAAAAAUUGUACAAAUUGAAAUAAAAUAAAAAAAUUGCAUUAUUCUUAUAA
Molecule: messenger RNA, 2424 nt
Organism: Etheostoma spectabile (orangethroat darter)
Lineage: Eukaryota; Metazoa; Chordata; Actinopteri; Perciformes; Percidae
Gene: mars2
Product: methionyl-tRNA synthetase 2, mitochondrial
Exons: 4
Coding region: 55-1854 (599 amino acids)
Biological process (GO): methionyl-tRNA aminoacylation
Molecular function (GO): ATP binding; methionine-tRNA ligase activity
Source: RefSeq, a predicted model, not a curated record